Messenger RNA from Cherax quadricarinatus, 3542 nucleotides. RefSeq lists its product as uncharacterized. The record is from RefSeq and is a predicted model, not a curated record. Lineage: Eukaryota; Metazoa; Arthropoda; Malacostraca; Decapoda; Parastacidae. Gene Ontology annotation, molecular function: ADP-ribose diphosphatase activity; NAD binding; NADH pyrophosphatase activity.
GAGUCACUGUAGGGUGAGGAGUUACAGUAGGGUAACUAGUCAGUGAGGUGUGAGGGAUCAGCUGGUAACGUCGUCUGCAUGUGGCUGCCACGCACUUUAACAAGGCUGGGUAAUAAACAUGGAACCCCAAGAUUAGGUUAAGGUUGAACUUCAGAUUAAGUGUUUGAUUGACUGAGGACAUAUUACCAUUUCCUACUAAAGGCUUCAGCUGACUACUACCGGUCCUGUUGUCAGUCGGCAGUACAAAAAGUUCCCCUUGUUCUGCAACAUGGAUGCUCCUGUACAGUUCAAGGGAAUCCGAGAUAGAUUCUCUGGUAUAACAAUAUCCUCUGUGGAAGAACCAGCAUCUGCAUGUGACUUUGAAGCUGUUUUACAAGCAUCUUUGGCUCAUUGGCGGAAAGAAAAAAUUAGAGGAGUUUGGUUUAAAGUUGACCUUCAGCAUGCGGAAUGGGUGCCUAUCUUGGCCAAGCAUGGCUUUGUGUAUCACCAUGCCCAUUCCCAGUACGUGAUGAUGUUGAAGUGGUUAGCAGUCACUGAACCAAAUAAUAUACCAAGGUAUGCACAUACUGUAGUGGGAGUUGGUGCUUUUGUGGUGAAUGAUCAGGAUGAGUUGCUGGUUGUUCGAGAAAGAUUCCAUACUCGUCCACACUGGAAGCUGCCUGGAGGAUAUGUUGAGUCUGGAGAGGAUCUUAGUACUGCAGCUGUGAGAGAAGUGAAAGAAGAAACUGGUGUGGAUUCUGAAUUUGUGUCUUUGGUGUCGUUUCGUCACGUCCAUGGUGCAACCUAUAAUUGCUCAGACAUAUAUUUUAUUGUCCAUCUCCGUCCUGUUACUAAAAGAAUUACCAUGUGCCAGAAGGAGCUUGCUGCAUGUGAAUGGAUGAAGCUUCAAGACUAUGUAAAGCAUCCAUAUGUCCAUGACACAAACAGAUUCUUUGCUGAACGCUUCCUCGAGUGCCGUAGGAAUGGAGUCCAAAUAGAAUCAACGGAUCUCUACAGCCCAUCGUUUAAGAAGAAUCAAGUAAUAUACAGCAUUACUUGUAAAGCCGAGGAAGAAUGUAUAUACGAUCAAGAUAGUCACACUUCAGCAGACACACAUUGUAUCUUAAAUGGUGAUCCAAAACUUUAGUGUAAUGGACUAGUAAGUUCAGUUAAGUUGUUAUAUUAUUUUCCUUGUUGGCUAUUUAAACCUAGUCAUUGUUUUCAUAUACAUUACUGUAUAUGAUUUUUUAUUAUUCAGGAAUUCACAAAAAUGCACCAAACCCAUGUGGGCCUUGUAGUGCUGUAUGUGACUAAAAUACAUGUACCAUGCAGUACUAUAUAGUUAAAGAGAUAUAUUAUUACCUCUGAUUCUUUUUUAUUUAGUGUCUUGUUCAUCAGUCAGUUAACAGAUGGAGAACUUGUUUGAGUACCAUGUCAUACUAGGAAAUUGCUCAUUCACCUUGUGUAAUAAUAGACAAGUAUCUUGAGUGUUGGACACUGCAUGCCACAUUUGGGCAUUUCCUCAGGGAAUACUACAGUUAUUGUUUCUAUGUUUUGUUGUUAUUUUUGUAAGUAAAAUAAUGUAGGCUGCCAGCAGCUAACUCAUGAAGAGGUAGUAUUGUAUAGGAAUUUAACCAAAAUUCUCAUGGAAGUAUGGGUGUGAGGAGAUGAUGCUACUUUUAUUGAUCAUUAAACAGUUUGAAUUUAACCUGUUACUUCUGUCUUUAGGUUGUAAUAUUCCUCUGCUUUUGCCCUAAGCAGCUUUUUACAAGACUGCUAAUGACUGAGCAAGAGUGAGGCCUAUCACAACUCAAAGAUACAUUGAUGAGGUCUGGUUUGGAUUUGGUUUAAUGACCUAGCAGAGUAGUGGUAGUAUCUCACUCAUAGUUUUCAUAGGUGUGAAACACCUGUGAGAACUAUGAGUUGGUUAACAUAAAAUUCCUCUCUUUUAUGCUUUUACAUUCACAAUGGUGUGGAAUUUCAACUUGUUGUAACUCAAGCAUCAAACCAAAAGAUUUACUGAUUAGUCGAAUUUUGAAAAUAUUUUGAACUUGUUCAAAAUUCCUUUGUAAUUUAGACAAAUUUUAAUUUGGAUUAUAUUUUUCUAUAAUGAAUAUUUUAUUCACUGAAUGGCAGUAGGAAAUUUAUGAUCUUUAAACUUUGAAGGGCAAAUGAAAGUUGCAUCUUUCAUAAUCAUACUUUUUCUUGUCAGUACAGUACUGUAUUGUAUUUACUGAUUUGCAUAGACAAAUAUUAUUACCUGUAUAUAAGACUUGAUAAUUGGCAUCUUGUUGUGAGUACCAUAUGUUGAAAUGAUCUGCCCUAAUGAAGGAUGUGACAGACUUUACUGUACUGUGGCUCAGUACACUUUCACUAACAAAAUUAGUUAGGAGAUGUUCUUAAGGAUGUACUGCAUACCCGUGAGAUGCUAUACAAGAUGCAAAAUCAUUUAAAUUUAUAUAUAAUUUUUUUUUUCAACAAGUCGGCAUCUCCCACAGAGGCAGGGUGACCCAAAAAGAAAGAAAAUCCCAAAAAAGAAAAAACUUUCAUCAUUCAACACUUUCACCUUACUCAUACAUAAUCACUGUUUUUGCAGAGGUGCCCAGAACACGAUAGUUCAGGAGCAUACACAUAUAAAGAUAUACAACAUAUCCCUCCAAACUGCCAAUAUCUCAAACCUUUCCUUUAAAGUGCAGGCAUUGUACUUCCCAUUUCCAGGACUCGAGUCCAGCUAUAUAAAAAUAACCGGUUUCCCUGAAUCCCUUCACUAAAUAUUACCCUGCUCACACUCCAACAGAUCGUCAAGUCCCAAAUACCAUUCGUCUUCAUUCACUCCUAUCUAACACACUCACGCAUGCUUGCUGGAAGUUCAAGCCCCUCGCCCACAAAACCUCUUUUACCCCUCCCUCCAACCUUUUUGAGGACGACCCCUAACCCACCUUCCUUUCCCUACAGAUUUAUACGCUCUCCAUGUCAUUCUACUUUGAUCCAUUCUCUCUAAAUGACCAAACCACCUCAACAACUCUUCUUCAGCCCUCUGACUAAUACUUUUAUUAACUCCACACCUUCUCCUAAUCUCCACACACUGAAUUCUCUGCAUAAUAUUUACACCACACAUUGCCUUUAGACAGGACAUCUCCACUGCCUCCAACCACCUCCUCGCUGCAGCAUUUACAACCCAAGCUUCACACCCAUAUAAGAGUGUUGGUACCACUGUACUUCCAUACAUUCCAUUCUUUGCCUCCAUAAAUAAUGUUUUUUAUCUCCACAUAUACCUCAAUGCACUACUCACCUUUUUACCUACAUCAAUUCUAUGGUUAACCUUAUCCUUCAUAAAUCCAUCCUCUGACAUGUCAACUCACAAAUAUCUGAAAACAUUCACUUCUUCCAUGCUCCUCUUCUCCAAUUUGAUAUCCAAUUUUUCUUUAUCUAAAUCAUUUGAUACCCUUAUCACCUUACUUUUUUCUAUGUUCACUUUCAACUUUCUACCUUUACACACACUCCCAAACCUCACAUUACCUCUCUGAAGGCAACUUGCCACAGCCGGCUGAACCUCCUUAAAA